AUGGUGCUGGCGCCAUGCUGGGCCCGAGGGCGCCAUCUUAGAAGAGGCACAAAGGGCGGCCAGAAGCGGAAAUGGUGCUGGCGCCAUGCUGGGCCCGGGGGCGCCAUCUUAGGAGAGGCAAAAGGGCAGCCGGAAGCGGAAAUGGUGCUAGCGCCAUGCUGGGCCCGAGGGCGCCAUCUUAGAAGAGGCACAAAGGGCGGCCAGAAGCGGAAAUGGUGCUGGCGCCAUGCUGGGCCCGAGGACGCCAUCUUAGAAGAGGCACAAACGGCAGCCGGAAGCGGAAAUGGCCUGAGCCCGAAGGCGCCAUCUUAG
This is a messenger RNA of Podarcis lilfordi (Lilford's wall lizard), 312 nucleotides long. The record is from the annotation of a GenBank genome assembly. Lineage: Eukaryota; Metazoa; Chordata; Lepidosauria; Squamata; Lacertidae.